AUGAACGGGCAGUCCAAGGCAAGGGGCGCGGGUCUUGACGACCUCACCAUCGACAACCUCACCCCCCAUGUCAUCCGCAUGAGCACUGGUAUCGACAAUAUUCGAAUCAACUAUCUCAUCACGAAGCUGAUUCAAUACACCCAUGACUAUGUGCGUGAGGUGCAGUUGCAGACAGAAGAGUGGGAAAAUGUUUGGCAGUAUCUCACAAGGGUUGGUGCAACUUGCACUCCCGAAAGACAGGAGUUUAUUUUGCUCUCCGACAUCCUCGGAAUAUCUGCCUUGGUCGAUGCAAUCAACAGCAACCAGACCCCGGAAGCAACAGAGACCUCGAUUCUAGGGCCUUUCCACAACGACGCCGCCCAUCUCCUCGAGAAUGGGCAGUCCAUCACGUCGAACCAUGGAGCUGGCGAACCAAUGCUGAUUCGAGGCAAGAUCAUGGACACCGCGGCGAAUCCCGUGGAACACGCCCUGGUCGAUAUCUGGGAGACCGACGGCAAUGGGUUCUACGACAUGCAAAACCCAGAGUACGCGGGUCCAGACUGCCGCGGGAAGUUCUAUACCGACCGAAAUGGUGACUUCUUCCUCACGGGUGUCCGACCUGUUGAUUACCCGAUCCCCAGUGACGGCCCGGUCGGCGACCUGCUCGCCUUGCUCAACAGACAUUGCUUCCGUCCGGCUCAUGUGCAUUUUAUGGUCAACCAUCCUUCUUACGAGAAACUGACUACCGCGGUCUACUCGAGGGAGAGUACAUACAUCACAAGUGACUCUGUAUUCGGAGCCAAGACCAGUCUGCUGGUUGACUUCAUCUGGACCGAAGAUCCCUCGCUCGCAAAGCAGUACAACAUAAAGGCGAUUUCGAAAGAGAUUGAUGGCGAGAUGAGAGAGGGUUUCUGGCUGCUCGAACACACUUUUAUACUUGCACCGCGCCGAUCGCGCGAGGGAGCCGAGACUACACAGCCAGCGCAGGCUUGA
Fonsecaea multimorphosa CBS 102226 is the source of this 972-nucleotide messenger RNA. RefSeq lists its product as uncharacterized. The record is from RefSeq and is a predicted model, not a curated record. Gene Ontology annotation, biological process: catechol-containing compound metabolic process. The coding region runs from base 1 to 972 and encodes 323 amino acids. NCBI's taxonomy places the organism in Eukaryota, Fungi, Ascomycota, Eurotiomycetes, Chaetothyriales, Herpotrichiellaceae. The transcript has 3 exons. Gene Ontology annotation, molecular function: catechol 1,2-dioxygenase activity; ferric iron binding.